Messenger RNA from Thunnus maccoyii (southern bluefin tuna), 5082 nucleotides. It is a transcript of the gene ppm1ba, whose product is annotated as protein phosphatase, Mg2+/Mn2+ dependent, 1Ba. The coding region runs from base 431 to 1639 and encodes 402 amino acids. Lineage: Eukaryota; Metazoa; Chordata; Actinopteri; Scombriformes; Scombridae. Gene Ontology annotation, biological process: positive regulation of canonical Wnt signaling pathway; positive regulation of canonical NF-kappaB signal transduction; protein dephosphorylation. The transcript is spliced from 6 exons. Gene Ontology annotation, cellular component: cytosol; nucleus. Gene Ontology annotation, molecular function: manganese ion binding; magnesium ion binding; protein serine/threonine phosphatase activity. The record is from RefSeq and is a predicted model, not a curated record.
CAACGUCAUCAGCCUCAUACAUUUAACUUAGCUUUAGCCGAAAUGAGGUAGGUGUACAAAUCAUAGAUAUAUCUCGCCGAAACUAGUGUUUUUUCCUCAUCAACCGACAGUCAGCGAUUAUUUAUUUAGUGCUACCUGGGCUUACAGUGCCAAACAUGUAUAUCAAAGCCUUAUUCCGAUGCAGAGACAUGCUGAAAGGAGAACUGAUCGUGUGAAAAUGCUGGCUAGCUUAAUCAAUGCUAGCUAACAAGCAGGGGCCGAAAAACGAAAGUGGCUAACGUUAACGUUAACGAGAGCUGAACCCUAUCACAACAAGCCUGGGUACUUAAAACAUACCUACCGCUGAAGCCACAAGAAGAAGAAGAAGGAGGACUGAUAGAGAUAGUUGCCUUUCCUACAAAGUAGCAGUGGGUCUCUCUAGGGCAGAGCCAUGGGUGCGUUCCUGGACAAGCCCAAGACAGAGAAACAUAACUCACACGGUGAGGGGAAAGGCCUCCGCUAUGGGCUGAGCUCCAUGCAGGGCUGGCGGGUGGAGAUGGAGGAUGCUCACACAGCUGUGUUGGGACUUCCUGCUCCUGGUAUGACUGACUGGUCCUUUUUUGCUGUCUAUGAUGGUCACGCCGGCUCUAGGGUUGCCAACUACUGCUCUAAGCAUCUUCUUGAACACAUAAUCGGUGCUAGCUUAGGGGCCGGAGGGAUGCAAGGCUCCCAGGCUGGUUCAGACAGCACGGCCAGUGACACCCCAGCACAGAUUCCUCCUCCGGUGGAGGCUGUGAAAGCCGGGAUCCGGACAGGCUUCCUGAGGAUCGAUGAACACAUGCGCAGCUUCUCUGACCUGCGAAAUGGCAUGGAUCGCAGUGGAUCCACAGCAGUGGGAAUCCUCCUGUCACCCGAUCAUUUCUUUUUCAUUAACUGUGGGGAUUCUCGAGCCGUUCUGUACCGAAAUUCACACGUGUGCUUCUCCACACUUGACCACAAGCCUUGCAACCCACGUGAGAGAGAGCGCAUCCAUAACGCUGGCGGCUCAGUGAUGAUCCAGAGGGUGAACGGGUCACUGGCUGUAUCGCGGGCCUUGGGGGACUACGAUUAUAAGUGUGUCGAUGGCAAAGGCCCCACUGAGCAGCUGGUUAGCCCUGAACCAGAAGUGUUUGAGAUGGUUCGGGCCCCUGAGCAGGAUCAGUUUGUGAUCCUGGCAUGUGAUGGUAUCUGGGAUGUCAUGUCCAAUGAGGAGCUGUGCGAGUUUGUGAAAUCAAGGCUGGAGGUGUCUGAUGACCUGGAAAGAGUCUGCAAUGAAGUAGUGGACACCUGCCUGCACAAGGGGAGUCGGGAUAACAUGAGUGUUGUGUUAGUGUGUUUGCCCAACGCUCCCAAAGUGUCAGAGGAAGCUGUGAGGAAAGACGCUGAGCUCAACAAAUACCUGGAGUCUCGAGUGGAAGAGAUGCUGUCUCGGCCAGGGGAGGACGGGUUUCCAGACCUUGUUACAGUGAUGAGGAACUUGUCCACCGACAGCGGCAUGCCCACGCUGCCACCAGGGGGAGGCCUCGCCAGCAAACGCAGUGUUAUUGAAGCAGUAUACAACCGUCUGAACCCAUACAGGGAAGAAGAUGGGAGUGGAGCUGAGUUGGAGUACCACUGGUAGCUGUCCAGCACAACUGCCUGAUCCAAAAAAACAAAACAAAACAAAAAAACAAAACACAGGACCACUUUUUCCACACAAGAUCACAUCCAUAGUCACCUUUUUAAUUUCCUCUGAGUUAUUUUUAUUUUUUCCCACAUUGAGAGAUCAACGAAAGAAGAAAUCCUGGUUUUAAAAACACAAAGUGGAAGAUUGGGAUUAUAUCGGUUCUUUUUAUAGAACAAAAUGGGGGAAAAUAAGAACAACAGCAUUAAUGGUCUUGAAAGCAGAGCUGCAUAUACAGUAUAUACACCAGAAGAGAGGCAAACAAGCACAGUUUUUCCUGCCCCUCGUUUUCUUGCUUUCUUUGCGGUGGGUGUUUUUGUCGUGGACUGACUGAGACCCUGUUCUGGAUGCUUUGAGGUUCUUUGGUGCCAUGCUCGGAACCAAGAGGAAAGGGAGGACGUUGCAACACCAGUCAGCCAGCCAGCCAUUACCAAACCAACCUCAUGGACAUUUAGAAGACACUGAUUGGACUGAAGCCUUGAGCUCAAGCAAGCUUGGGGUUCUGGGCAUUACUGGUAUUCAAACGGGGGGCCCCCCAACACUUCAACUUCCCUUGCUGGAGAAAGCCUCAUCCUAGAUUUAUAAUUCCCAAGUUCUUCAUAUUCCAAGACCUUCAGGAGAACAUGAUCAUGAGAUUACUGAAAGUUCAGUUUGGCUCCCCCCAUACUGUGUCCAAACUAAAGUAAGACAUGGGCUGGUGGCAGACAAGGCAUUACAUGGACAUUUAAACUCAAUUGUGAUGACUCUUCCUGCUCGUCCCUGCUCACAUUUUCUCCUCUCGUCUCUUCAAGGAUGUAAUCAAACAGUUGAUUUAUCACUCUUCCUCUCUGUCUCUCUCUCUCUCUCUCUUUUCGCUUUCUCUGUCUCUUCAUAAGACAGAACAGACUUGGCUGUCAUUUGCAUUGGCAGAUGUUGCCAGAAUCAUAAGCUUUUUAGCCUGCUGUUGUUUAAGAGAUAGAAAGAUAGAAAUUAUAUAUUAAAUUCAUAUAAAUAAAUAUAUAUAUAUAUAUAUAUAUAUACAUAUAGAUAUAUAUUUUGAUUUGUUUCUUUCAUCUUAAUUCCCAGCCAUGGUAUUCGUUGUGGCCUAAUGUGUGUGUGUGUGUGUGCAUAUGUGCGCACACAUGCAUAUGUGUAUGUUUGUGUGUGUGUGUGGACAUAAUAAAAAAAACAAACAAAAAAAAACAGAAGACAAGGUUGCACACACACACUGUCCCCACACAGCAGCGUUCCAAAGACGGGGUUUGGGGUAAAGGGAUUCCAACCUGACCUCCUCCUUCCCCCCCGACUCUCCUCAACACAUGCACACACACACAAUCCUGCUCUUGCCUUUUCUAUCUCUCGAAUAUCCUGUGUAAAGAAACAAAUGUUUUGAUUGAAAAAAAUUCCAUCAUUUACCUUUUUUUUUUUUUUUUUUUUUUUUUUUUAAUUUCUUUUGUAUUGUUUUUUCAUAUGUACUGCUAUUCAGAGUACUGUGGCUGUGGUCCGAUUACAGAUGGGUAAGAAAACAACAGCAUACCUUGUACAGCAGAUUGGGAGAGAGAAGUAAGUUUUUUGGUGUUUCACUGUAUGAAGUAAAGGAGGGACACUGUAGGACAGAGGAUUGUCCUUUUUUUAAAUUUUUUCCACAGCUACCUUCAUAAACUUUGCCUCAAAGGCACAGAAAGGUUGCUGGGGAAAGUCCUGGUUCCACUCCUUGCAUUGACCAGGAGUUAAUUUCAUUUCUGUCAACCCAAGCACUAAAAAAAAAAAAAAAAAAAAAGAUUGAAACUUCAGAGAAAAAUUUGUCAGACAAAGCCUCUUCUUCUCAGUCUUUUUGAAACGCAUACAUGCAUAGACCUAGUGAAUGCACAUACUUUACAUGUGUAUUCUUUUCCAUAGAUGCAUUUAAAAUCGGCUACAAGUAUAUACAAAUCUGUAAUAUACACUUUUUUUUUUAUUUUUCAAUCAUUAAACGGCAUUGUCAUUGUGCUUUCUGAGGUGGCAGUAUUGAAAGAGAAUAGGCCUAACAAGAGUUUGCUGGCUGGUUAAUGUUCUUGUGGUACACCAGCUCUUGGUGCCAUAUGACAAAUAGGUACUUGAAUGUGUAGUUCUUUUUGCAGUUGCAUUGUUUUAAUGGGAUGAUUGAUUUUUAUUAUUUUUUUUUUCUUUGUUUGUGGUGGAGGGAGCGGGGAGGGGUGGGGGUCUCUAUAGUUGUGCAUGUUAUGUGAUUGAGGGAGGAGUGUAUUUUGUGUGUGAGUGGGAGAUGUACUGGGCGGGUGGGGAUAAUAUGAGCGUGCUCAGUGUGGUGGAACACAAUGUUAGAGAGGGAAGGUGAUGAUUUAAAAAAAAAAAAAAAAAGAAAAGUAGAACACAUACUGGGAUAUUAUUUUUCUUUCAGUAACUUUUAAUUGCUAGUUGUUGUUUUAAGAUAUUUUUUAACCCCAAAACAGGCAAAGGUUAAUGUUUUUUUUACGCUGCAUCUCAUUUGAUAUUGCUUCUGAAAUAAAAUCAUCCCCAUGUGUACUCCUACAUUAACUAAUAUUUCCUGACUUUUUUUUUAACAUUGUCGAAGGUUUAACCACACUGAACACAGCUCUCAGUUUAGGUUAAUGUUUAAGCUAUAUCAGACACUGGGCUAGGAGAGGAACUGAGGGAGGGAAGGAGGGAGAAACAUUUAUUUUUCUGAAUGUAAUUCAUCAUUAUUCACACUGAUUCCACUGCAUGGACUGAAUACGAGCAGCACUGCAGCAUCACAUUCUCUCUCAUUAGUCAUUUAAUGACAAAAAAAAGCUCUCUUGGCUUUUUUGAAAUAGUUUUUCUAAAGGUUUUUUCUAAGGUUUGUUCCUGAAUGAUUUGCUUGUGACGUGUUGCUUUGAUUUCAGGAAAUAUAAAAGAGAAUUUUACAAAGCGGAUUUGUCUCCUGAACCUGUUACUUAUUCCAGGUUGAACGGGUUGAUGUGACCAUAGCUACGCAGCAAGAGACAGACAUGAAAAACUUGAUGUUUAUUCUGAUUUUUUUUUUUGGGGAUGAUAACGCACCCUAGUACUCUUUGCCACCUCCAUCUGAUGUCUCUCUUGUAUUACUGGCCAUGAUAAAUUCCACAUUUGUUUUUAUUUAUUCCAAUGCUUCGAAGAUAUUCUAAAAGUGCUGUAUUUUGAUGACAGAAUGAGAUUAUGAUAAGAUGGUGUGCAUUUGAGAGCGAUGUAUGACUUUUAGCCGACUCACCUUCACACAUGACCUUCUAAAAGGACCGAGGGAAGGUCCGGUGGGGGGGGGGGGGGUCACAGUGAGGUUGAGGAGACACCCAGGAUUUCCACCAUCCCUUUCCCUUCUUCCUGUACUAUUUUCCCAGUAUGAUAUUGUGAUGUUACAGACCAUACAGUGAACAUAAACGUCAAUAAAAGAUGGAUUUAAGUUUAAA